AUGGACAUUAGGUCUGGUUCUGACUUUAGUCCAAACACCAGAACUCCGCAGGGACCAGGAAGCAGCAGGGACCAGGACACGGCAGGGACCAGGAAGCAGCAGGGACCAGGACACGGCAGGGACCAGGACACAGCAGGGACAAGGAAGCAGCAGGGACCAGGACACGGCAGGGACAAGGACACGGCAGGGACAAGGACACGGCAGGGACAAGGACACGGCAGGGACAAGGACACGGCAGGGACAAGGACGCAGCAGGGACCAGGACACGGCAGGGACAAGGACGCAGCAGGGACCAGGACACGGCAGGGACAAGGACACGGCAGGGACAAGGACGCAGCAGGGACCAGGACACGGCAGGGACAAGGACGCAGCAGGGACCAGGACACGGCAGGGACAAGGACGCAGCAGGGACCAGGACACGGCAGGGACAAGGACGCAGCAGGGACCAGGACACGGCAGGGACAAGGACGCAGCAGGGACAAGGACACGGCAGGGACAAGGACGCAGCAGGGACCAGGACGCAGCAGGGACCAGGACGCAGCAGGGACCAGGACGCAGCAGGGACAAGGACACGGCAGGGACAAGGACGCAGCAGGGACCAGGACGCAGCAGGGACCAGGGACAAGCUGCUAUGAACAAAACCGCAGCUGA
Molecule: messenger RNA, 651 nt
Organism: Knipowitschia caucasica
Lineage: Eukaryota; Metazoa; Chordata; Actinopteri; Gobiiformes; Gobiidae
Source: the annotation of a GenBank genome assembly